Molecule: messenger RNA, 2508 nt
Organism: Alternaria atra
Lineage: Eukaryota; Fungi; Ascomycota; Dothideomycetes; Pleosporales; Pleosporaceae
Exons: 3
Coding region: 1-2508 (835 amino acids)
Biological process (GO): positive regulation of TORC1 signaling
Cellular component (GO): cytoplasm
Molecular function (GO): protein binding
Source: RefSeq, a predicted model, not a curated record
AUGGAAGCUGCAAUAAGAUGGUCACCGCACUCAACGCGAGACAAUCCUCGUUUCUUGAUCAUCGACGUUGCGGAUAAUCGGCUACGUCUGUGCCAGAUUGAGGAGUUAAGUAAGAGCAAGGUCAAUUACAAGCAAAUAUGUAUUCGAGAUAAGCUUCCAAACUACACGGCCUUCGACUGGUCCAAGAAGGAUCCAAGUGUAGUUGCUGUAGGUUCCGCUUCUGGAGAAGCCACCGUCGUUACUUUAGAUCCAGAGAAGCCUGAUACUGAGUACAUCCACUCGUUCUCUAUUCGGCAUCAAAGAAAGUGCAACUCUAUUGCUUUCAGCGCUAAGAAUCUACUUGCUACGGGGCUGGAUCGGGUCAGGAAUGAUGUCUGUCUCAACAUCUACGAUAUGAAUGACUCGCGAGUCACAGCCAAGGACGAACCCUACAAGAAGUUGGCGAGCUCGGAGGCCAUCUCUAGUAUCAAGUUCUUUACUGGACAGCCUGAUAUGCUCGUCGCGGGCGUUUCGAGGCAGUAUGUGCGCAUCUAUGAUCUCAGAGACUCUAGUACAGCGGGUGUUGCGCAGUUCCAAACGCGCCAGGUGCAUAACAUCGCCAUAGACCCACUGGACGAAAACUACUUCCUAUCAGCGGGUACGGCUGGUGACCCAACCGUGACUGUCUGGGAUACGCGGUUCGUUAAGCAGCGAGUAGCUUCCAACGAUACUGCGAACAGCGGUGCUGUUUUAGAGUUCAAGCCAGUUGUAGACAAUUCACAGUCAGCAUCCAUAUGGAGUCUUCGGUACUCUGGUACUAAGAGGGGGACAUUUGGAGUGCUCGCCAAUACGGGAGAGUUCAAGGUCAUCGAAUUAGCGCAGCAUUCUCAUCAGCCUCUGGAGACGGCAGAUACACCCUUCGCUCGAGCAUGGGCGUCUCCAUACUACACCAAAGCAUCGCAUCAUUUACGCUAUCCUUCCUACGACAAGAACCACCGACAAGAUGACAGAGAGCGCAUAGUGGCAUACGACUUCAUGAUCGCUGGAAAUCCUCUUGAUGGGCAAUGCGCGUUAGCCCUACAUUCAAAUCGGGAGGUCGAAGUACUCAAAGUACCACCAACACCUCCUCGUCUUAAUGUCAGCGCAUUUGAAGAAAUAUACAAGGACCGUACCUGCAUUGCUAGACCUACCUCGCCAUAUGGCACCGUAGCAGAGGACCUGAUUCAAGUUCAAAACAGAGCACUAGGCGAGAAGUACAAUAUCGAACAUGACCACAAGAUAAACCUCUCCGCCAGUAUCGAUAGGCUUAACCUCAGCAACAGCCAGAGAAGCUUACCUCUUCUGUCAACAGAACAUCCUAGCCGCCACAUGCACGAAAAUCUUCUCGAUCUUGCCUACCCCGAAUUUAAAACCCCUCUCUCCGAUUACCUGGCCGUCCUUCAAGCCCCCAAGAGACGUGUUCAGGAAGGCUACUCUCUGGAUUGUGCUAAAAACAAGAUCAUCAUUCAUAACGAUCCCUGGCUAGUUGAUGUGUGGACGCUGAUCGACCGCAUGGAUGCGCAUGCUGCAGGAGACGGUAUGGUGGGCAAUGGCCUCGAUCUCAAGUAUCUGGGAGUUAGCUCGAUAUGGGCGAACGAACUGACAAUGUACGACGAAAGGCUCAUCGAUCCGGAUACGAAGACAAGCCAGGAGAUGUUCAGCGACGCAGUCAAAGAGAUAGUCGAGGCCAUGGAGUUUCCUGCUUUUGAAGGUGUGAACACAGAGUAUCCAGAGAACAGGCAGUUAUGUCUUAGUCUCUGCGGUUGGUCCCUCGAUAAAGCUGGCGUAGAGCAAUAUUGCCAACGGCUUAUUGAUGAAGGCGAGAUAUACAAAGCCAUCGUCCUCGCCGUCUUCCAAGGGCACAAGGACAUCGCCUUGACUCUCCUCCGGUCUAGUCUCACAAGCAGGAAACUCCCCCAAGACGACAUUGGCCUCGCAGCCGUCAUAGCCUGCGCCUCGCCUUCUUCCGGCGUCUCAGCCGAGCAAAGAGAAGCCUGCGCCUGGAUGGCCGACAUGACAGGUGACGCGUACCUAAAAUCCCUCCUCACCUACUUCAUUACGGGAGAUUGGUCAAGCGUAGUUCACAUGUCUCAGCUCUCCCUCUCAGAUCGCGUAGCCGUCGCAUUGAAAUACCUGCCAGACCCACACCUCACCACUUUCCUGACUUCUGCUACAGCCACCGCAACAUCCCAAGGUGACAUCUCCGCCCUCCUCCUAACCGGCCUAACAACGCGGUCCCUCUCCCUCCUGCAAACCCACAUCUCCCACCACCCCACCACGGGCCUCCAAAACGCCGUUCUGCUACUAAGUCGUGCGUGCCCUCUCUACAUCCAAGAUCCACGCUGGACCGUCUGGAAAGACAUGUACCUGGAGCAACAACAAAUCUGGCGCACAUUUCUCGAGCGCACACGCUACAUCAAAGAGCACAACUUACUCAGCGUGACGCGCGAAGGGCGCAAAUCUCGCAUUGAGGAAGGAUCCGAGGAGUAG